AUGGCCAAGGUAGGACCCGUCAGGGUAUCCGUCUCCUCGCUAGACCCACUGGGCAUCGUCUCGCUGAUGUACCAAGCCAUUCAAGUCCUCAUCGCUUGGUUCUUUGCGCCUUUGCCUCCCUCGGCUCAACAAGCACAGAAGCCGCUCGCAAAGAUCGCAGUCAUUGGUGCGGGUAUCACGGGUGUUUCCACCGCUGCUCAUCUUGCUGGUCGUGAGUACACGUGCGUAAAGUGCAUAUGCCCAAGUCGUACCGCUUAUCGACCGGACAAUCCUUUUGCGAUAUUGCAGAUGGCUUUGACGUCACUAUCUUCGAGGCGGGUUCGGAAGAGAAACUUGGAGGAAUCUGGGCAAAUGUGAACAGCAGUUCUGGACUGCAGAUCAGCUCCAUCUUGUACCGCUGGCACCCGCUCGUCCGCUGGUCCAAAGGCUACCCCAAGCGAGAUGAGAUUCUAGCCAACGUCAAGCGCGUCUGGACUCGUUAUGGCCUGGACAAGAAGACAAGGUUCAACGUGAGUGAUAGCAGCCACGCAAAGCGCUCGGAGAGUUCACGCUGGUGGAACGCUAAUAGGCUGCCACGAACCCGUCUCAUGCAACGUUGCGCAGACGCCCGUCCAAUCUGUCACGCGCCACAAGAGCAGCACAGAUCCUGCAGAGAGAGGCAGCGCCAAAUGGAUCAUCAAUGGCGACGAAACGCAGGUUUUCGACGGAAUCUCUGUCAACGUGGGAACGUGUGGCAAGCCAAAGCGCAUGGAAUUGCCGGGUCAGGAGAAGUUCAAGGGUCAGAUUGUACACUCGAGCGAGCUUGAUGAUGUCGAGCUCAGCGGCAAAAAGGUGAGAAGAGGGUUGCCUUUGCUGCUAACAGGUGUAGGGUGAUUGACCCGUGCGGCUUGGUCAUGGCAGGUUCUCGUCGUAGGCGGUGGUGCAUCUGGUGUAGAGGCGCUGGAGCUGGCAGUGGAGAAGCAGUCAGAGACUGCCAUUAUUCUCGCCCGCUCCGACAAGUGGAUCAUUCCUAGGUGUGAGUGGCUUGCUGAUCGAUCAAGUAUGUAGAUCACAGGAAACUCACAGCGAUCUCGCUUCGUCAGUCACCCUCGUGGACAUCCUUCUGGCUCUUCAACCAUUUGGCCGCGAAACCAUCACCAGCAAAAUUCCCGAGUUCUUGCUAAAGAAGUUGCAUUAUCGUGACCUCGAGGAAAAGAUGGCACCUACUCAAGGUUUCUACCAAGACACGCCAAUCGUCAAUGUGAGUUGCUCGAGCCAGGUUUGGCGCAUGCGCAGAAACGGUUCCAGCUGACAUCCAACUUUGACUCUUGUAGACGUCUUGUCUCGAGCACAUCCGGGAGGGGAGAGCUGAUUAUGAGCGCGGCGACGUGCUCGAGCUCACCUCAGACGGCAUCGAAUUCAACAAGCGCAAGCGCGGACAAAAGAAGGAGACCACUGGCGAAAAGGUCCACUAUGACGCCGACGUCAUCGUCGUUGCGACUGGUUUCGAGAAGCCAAAGAUCGACUUCCUGCCUGACGACUUGUUCCCUGGCGAAUACGUGUGAGCCAGGCGCGGCGCUCUCGCCCCUAUUUCGCUUUCUCAACUGAUCCGUCUUUGGAUCCCAGUCGCCCAAACAUGUACUUGCAAGUCUUUCCAGUCGAAGAUUCCACAGUAUUGUGCACGAAUUCCACCUUCCAAGCUGCAGUCGGUGAGUGACACUGGUCUGUGAGCGCGCCGCGGAGCUGUGCGCUCACAUGUCCGCGCUCACCUCGCACUCAGGUACCGUUGGACACGUGCACAUUGGCAUCUAUGCGCGUAUCCUCGCAUUGUUCGUCCUUGAGCCGGAGACGAGGCCCGUACCGAAGGACAUGCGCCUUUGGGUGGAUCUAAUUCGUUGGGUGUGAGUGCAUGAACCUCCCCUCUCGAAAUGUCGACUGCAGCUGCUCACCAAGACUACUGCGCCUGACGCAGCAAGGAGAAUGCGCCCGGCGGCGAGCUUAGCUUCUUUACGUACAUGGAACUCUGUGUGAGUGGGGCGUGACGCAUCGACGAGGCUUUGGCAAGUAGCUCGUUUCUAACCGUUCAUCUGUUCCACUUGCUUUCAGAUCUGGCUUGUCACUUUCCUGUUCUUCCGUUGGACGCGUAUCCAAUUCUUUUGUGAGCCAAACUUGGCGGAGAGAUUUGUAGCAGCUUCACCUGCUUCGCUGACACAGGCGGCACGCGUCUGCAGUCUUUGUGCUUUUUGGUCUCGGCUUCUGGUCGCGUGACCAAGCUUCCGAUGGCAAGCCGGCAGGCAAACCUCGUUUCCAUUUGAGCAUCACCAAGCGUAAGUUGUCAAUUGUGGACGCGGAUGGCUAGAACGCACCGACCUUACUGACCUGCUGUCUCUGCAGUAAUCCCGCACUACAGACGCAAAGUCAUCACUUCGCGCGAGACUAAAGCGAGCGCUAACAAGAAAAAGUCAAGAGGAGAGGCUGUCAAACACUAG
Messenger RNA from Ceraceosorus bombacis, 2468 nucleotides. The record is from the annotation of a GenBank genome assembly. NCBI's taxonomy places the organism in Eukaryota, Fungi, Basidiomycota, Exobasidiomycetes, Ceraceosorales, Ceraceosoraceae.